Molecule: messenger RNA, 861 nt
Organism: Haliotis rubra (blacklip abalone)
Lineage: Eukaryota; Metazoa; Mollusca; Gastropoda; Lepetellida; Haliotidae
Product: adenosine receptor A2b-like
Exons: 2
Coding region: 1-861 (286 amino acids)
Biological process (GO): G protein-coupled receptor signaling pathway
Cellular component (GO): membrane
Molecular function (GO): G protein-coupled receptor activity
Source: RefSeq, a predicted model, not a curated record
AUGACCUCAGCGUGGAUUGUGCUUGGUCUGUUCCUGAACUACCUUCUCGUCAUCUUCAUCCUCACUGUCAACAUCAUCGUCGUCGUCGUACUCGUGCAAAACGCAUCACUACACUCCCCAUCAAACGUCAUAAUUGGAACACUAGCGGUGGCAGAUUUAGGGUUCGGUCUAAUACGAACAGUCUUGGUUCUGUUAGAGUACAAAACUUUCAGGAGCUACUGGACAUGUCUUGUUUCUUACUGCAUCGCCAUCUUCCUUGGGUCUGUAUCCAUGCACAUGCUCGUGAUCGUCAGCAUUGACCGAUACAUCCUCAUCACCCGUCCUCUCCACUACUACAACAUCAUCAACAACACACGGAUCAGCAUCGCCAUCUCCUGUAGCGUGGUCUUUUGCUUCUUCAUCUCUUUUACUCCUGUUUUGGGGGUAGUACGAGAAGACUUUGAUGCCUCUGUGUGCAGUCCAGAAUUCUUCCUAGUGCCGGUGAUCGCCCUUUCUUGCAGACAUCGUGUAGAUGCUGAGACGGGCAACAAUGGCAACAAUCAGCUGGCAGCUCACCUCAAAGCCGCCAAACUGCUGGCUACUCUGUGUGGCUACUUCUUGUUAUCUUGGGGACCCUACGUCAUUGUCAAGUUGAUAUCGUACAUCCGGGACAGGACACCGCUCAGGGAUGAGAUCAAUCACAUGACCGAUCUUUUGGCAGUCAGCAAUUCGCUAGGAAACCCUUUAAUUUAUGCAUUCCGAUCGGUCGAUGUUAAACAUAAGCUUCAGAGGAUGUUCACCUCCACAUGGAAUCGUCCGAAACCCAUAGAAGAAAACCAGGUUGUUCCAACCAUUCGUGUAUCAACUGAAGAUGUGGAGUAA